UAAGAGCUGGCUAGGGGGUGUGGUAACAUCUGUUGCUGGCCGAGAAGCAGGAAGACUAGGGAAGAUGGCGGCUGGGGAGCCGGUGGUGCGGCCCUGGGAGAGGAGCGGCUCAAGGACGUGGUGAGAGGAUGGACAACAGCGGGGGAUUAUGGGAAAGGAAGGAGGACUCGGGGCGCCUGGGUUCUGGUUUCUAUGGAGCGUCCUGAUCCUUCUGAGCUGCUGUUGUGCCUACCGACACCGCCGUGCAAAACUGCACCUGCAGCACCAGCAGAGACAGAGGGAGAUCAACCUGAUCACUUACCAACGUGCCUCACACUACUCACCCUCUACACUGGAUCUCAGAGUGUUGGCAUCUUUUAAGCUCCCGGCUUAUGAGGAAGUUGCGUGCCGUCCCACAACCCCUCCACCUCCAUACAGCUCCAUCCUCAACCCAUUUGGACCGCCUUCUUCCCCACCCCCAUCACUGGAGGACACAGCCUCCCCUAGUACGGAGCCCUCCAGCUGUUGCUCUUGUAACUCAGACUGUGAGACUUCAGGCAGUAGCUCGUCCUUCUCUCUGCAGGUCACAGAUGAGACCGGGGCGAGCCAGGGAAGCACGGCCAGUUGGGAGGAGAGUCCGGAGGAGGAGGAGCAGGGGGCCAUUGGCAGGGGGGCUGCCUUCUCUUCCUAUGUGGACUUGUUUGAGGGAGGCAGCCAUAUCUUCUGGGCCAUUGAGGAGGAAGAGGAGGAGGAUGAUGAUGAGGAGGAAGAAGAGCGUUACAGACGGCGGAGGCUGACGGGGGACUCUGGGAUAGAGGUGUGCCGCUGUCAGAUAGUGGGAGAGGAAGAGGAAAGGAGCGACCCACAUGACAGUCCUGGGUGCGCAGAGAGAAAUAAAACAGAGGGUGGGGAGUCUCCAUUAGAGAAGGACGAGGUAGAGGCAGACUCACCUGUGCAGCCCGUAUGAACAGAUCAGGAGAAAUCUAAGGAUAGAAGGUGCACACCCAGGAGAUAAUGUGAGGUGCUAAUCUAAAUGAGGCUCCCCCUACAAGUCUUCAAGGUUAUAACGGACAAAAAAUCAAAAGAAGGAUUGCACACUCUAGCUCAAACAAAGUUUUAUUACAUCAAAAAAUGUUACAAAAAUAGUAGCAAAACAAAUUAGCCCAACGCGUUUUGAUCAAAGAAUGGUCUUCCUCAGGGGAAAACAAAAUGAAAAAUUAAAAGAAAAAAGCAGAACGAUUGUAAGGUCCAAGCAGGUUUUAUACCUUCCUUAGUAUUGUAUCCUUUCAUUGACAUUCAUGAUCCGGUAUCUGACGUCAUUUCCGCUUCCUCCAAGAGCUGAAGGUGCGGAGCAAUGUAUUGUGGGCGAUGAUCUGGAACGUAUAUGCCUUCCACCGUACUCCCUGUUGUGACAAUCGCUUGUGCUUGCUGUUAUAUUCAAUCUGAAUCAAGAAGAGUUACAGUAUGCAAUAUUCCUUUGUGCUUGGAAUUUCCAUAUGCUUUAAUAAAUAUAAACCAACAAAGGGUGACCGUGAUGUGGUACCCUAGGCAUCAAAUGAGGCACAUGUAUAUGCAGCAAUGUUAAACAAUUACACAAUAAAUGAACAGGCAUGCACAACAAUGUACACAAUGGAGACACAGGAAAAGUACAAUAAAUUAUAGGGUUAUUAUAUAAAUAUAAAAAAAUCUCAUUCAUAGGAACUUACGUCCGGCCGUCCUUAAAAGGGUGUUAAAGUCAAUAGUGAAAAUGUUGCAAAGAAAAGUUAAACUUCCACCUAAACUAAACGUGGUGGGUAUUGAGAAGUCCUAUGGCGUAGUCUGAGGCUGAGCAAUCAAUGGCUUAUCAUCUGGUCUGCAGAAAGCAAGAUAACAUAUCAGCAAGACCUGUAGGUGGAACAGUAUUCAAACAAAAUAUCCUUUCUGCUUCCUUCUCGAGUAAUAAUGUUUGUUUUUAUCAACCCUCCAGCAGAGGAAAAGACCUGAUCAGUGCCCGUUAGGAGCAGCGAGGAGAUAUUAUGAUUGUUCCUUUCAGUGUUGUAACAAUGGAGUUGUUUCCUUACUAAUCUCCUCCAAAAUCUUUUACUUUCUGAAUCGUUUUCCCUGUGUAAUAUAACGCCACAAAGGUGUAUUGGCAUGUAAUCCUCUGUUUAACAUUCAACCUCUGUAAAGGCUGUGGAGAGGCAAAAGAUUCUUCAACCACAUCAGGAGUAUUUCCCCUCUCCCGAAACCUGUCAGCCAUAGAUUGUAAAGAAUCGUCCAAUUCAUGUGGGUCUGAUAUGUUUGACCCUGGUCAAUUGGGAAUAGGGUACAACUUUAAUUGGUGAUAAAGGAGCUAAAGUGUGCCAUCCUUCUUUUGAUUAUUUUUUAAACAGAGCAGGAGAAUUGCAGGAAAAUGAUCCAAUUGCAGUUUCACCAAGGAAACAUCUGAUGUACAGAGGGGACCAACCAGAAGCCAUUUCUCUCACCCUGUCACUUAAUGUCUCUCCCACGCAUCUCUCAGCUGGUCAUUGGACAGCAGGGUGAAGAGAUGAGGGAGUUGUACCCCACUAGGGGAAUGGAUGGGUAAGGAGCAAGAAUAUGGAGCCAUGGUCCUGCGCAGUCUGUCUCUCAUGUCAGAGAUGAUAGAGACUUGGGUCCAUGGAGUCCCUAAUUGAACCACAAAUGUGUCUAUGAACUGGCACAACCCAUCAAUCCCCUGUGUCAUUCCAUCUUGGGGGAUAUUUAGAACUAGAGGUGUCUGUUAGUGAUGGGCUGUUAUGUCCUAAACUACUAAUAAAGGCUUUUUAAAUAAGAA
Molecule: messenger RNA, 2773 nt
Organism: Xenopus laevis (African clawed frog)
Lineage: Eukaryota; Metazoa; Chordata; Amphibia; Anura; Pipidae
Gene: wbp1.S
Product: WW domain binding protein 1 S homeolog
Exons: 3
Coding region: 149-946 (265 amino acids)
Source: RefSeq, a predicted model, not a curated record